This is a messenger RNA of Stereum hirsutum FP-91666 SS1, 3429 nucleotides long. RefSeq names its product acetyl-CoA synthetase-like protein. Bases 1 to 3429 code for a protein of 1142 amino acids. Gene Ontology annotation, molecular function: phosphopantetheine binding. The record is from RefSeq and is a predicted model, not a curated record. The transcript has 19 exons. NCBI's taxonomy places the organism in Eukaryota, Fungi, Basidiomycota, Agaricomycetes, Russulales, Stereaceae.
AUGGUCGUCAAUCGAGGCGUGGAAGAAGUUCCUAUCCCCGCCGGCUUCCAGAAACCACAAAUCCAAAUCGUUGUCAUUAUCAAAGAUGACCACUGCUUGUACAGCACACUCGAUUACCGUCGGAACCUCUUGCUCGUAGCUUCUGUCAUAUAUACCAUUCGCACGCCUGAACCUGAAGCGUCACAGAUGGUCGUUCUCCCCAAGACUCAGGUGCUGAACAGUACAACGUUCAAAGCACCUCAUCUCGAAGACGAGUCUCUCUUGCUUCCCGAACUCUAUGACUGGCAACGCACUCAGAGUCCUAAUCACCCCCUAUUCAUCUACGACGAGGCGCCUGGAAAGUUGAAGACUAUUUACUGGGCCGAAGCCGUUCAGGGUAUUCACCGAGCAGCUCAUUUCGUCGCGUCUCUCUUCCCCUCGUCUGUCUCUCAGGAUGCUAUCGAUGGCAAAUCCGUGACUAUUGGGACUUUGGCAGCAUCCGAUACCGUAACGUAUUUCUCCGCAGAAGUCGGAAUCAUGCGUGCUGGCUUUGGAGUCUUUCCUAUCUCGCCUCGCAACUCACCAGAGGCAAUUGCGCACCUGCUGAAGCAGACGGGGACCAAAUAUCUUAUGGUCGGGAAGGAGCCCAUGCUACAAAAGCUUGCUGCCGCCACGCUCGAGAUCUUGAGAAGACCUGAUGGCAAGAGCGAGAGUUUCGAUGUGACCUUGCUUGAUAUGCCCGUGUUCGAGGACAUAUAUCCGGCCAAUGCAUCCAGCGAACAAGAGAGGAUGUAUCCUGCUAUCCGAUAUGAUCCACAGUCUAUUGCUCUUAUUCUCCACUCUUCCGGUUCUACGGCAUUCCCGAAGCCCAUCCGAUGGUCGCACAGAAACCUCGUCACUUUGACCUAUGUCCCUUGGUACGGCGAAAUGGACCUUUGUGGCCAUGUCAUGUCUUGUCACGCAAUGCCCGUGUUUCACGGUAUGGGUCUCCUCCAACUGGCGCUCGUGGUCUCAUCCGGUGUGUCCAUGGCGGUGUUCAAGCCACAGUUUCCCGCCGUGCUUCCCAAUCCUCAGAACGUGCUUGAGGGAAUGAUGGUCUCGAAGUGUACCCUAGGAGCUUCAGCGCCCACAUUCUUGGAGGUCUGGUCACAUAACCCGGAAGCCGUAAAAUUCUUGGGCGGUAUGGAGGCGCUCAUGUGGGGUGGAGGGCCCCUCCCGAAGCAAGUUGGAGAUCAUUUGACAAAAAACGGCGUGACCAUUCAUAGUCAGUAUGGAUGCUCGGAAGGUGGAGUCAUGAACACUGUGCUUCCUGCGCAUUCCAGAAGUGACGACUGGGAGUACUUUAUGAUCUCGCCACACUGUCAGCCUACAUUUAUACCUCAAGAAGACGGCACAUUUGAGCUUGUCUUGAUCGACCACCCCUCGCAUCACCCAGUCGUCCUGAACACUAAAGUUAACGGCCAAGAUGCCUACGCCACAUCGGACCUGUUGAUGCCACACCCUACCAAGCCAGGCCUCUGGAAGAUUUUCGGUAGAAAAGACGACCAAAUCAUGCUCUCGACCGGAGAGAAGACGAACCCUGGUCCUCUCGAGGGCAUCCUGAACCAAGAUCCGCAUAUUCAGGGCAGCGUCAUGUUCGGUCGUGGGAGGUUCCAGAACGGUGUCAUCAUCGACCCGAAACCUCAGUUUGCUUUUGAUCCCGCGGAUAAGCAGAAGCUAGAAGAGUUCAGAAAUGCUAUCUGGCCGACGGUGGAGAGGAUGAACAACUACGCGCCACAACACUCUCGUUUGUUCAAGGAAAUGAUCAUGGUUGCAUUGCCCUCCAAACCCUUCGUCUAUACCGCAAAAAUGACCACCAGACGUCAGGCCAUCAUUAAAGACUACGAGGCUGAGAUCAAUACACUGUACACCGAGAUUGAAGAAUCAUCACAGGUCGACCUGGCCGCUCCAGCCGAAUGGUCUCCCUUCGAAACUCUGGACUUCGUCCGACAGGCUGUGGCUCUUACUCUGAAAGGCUCUGCAUCGGAUGACGCCGAUUUGUUCCAGUGCGGCUGCGAUAGUUUGCAAGCGACUUGGAUCAGAAACUCCAUCCUUCGCGCUCUUCGUGAUAGUGUACCGGAAGUGGCCAAACGUCUUCCCACAAGCUUCGUCUACGACUACCCCACGAUCAACCAAAUGACUUCCUACAUCUGUCGUGCAGUACUCAAUCCUCAUCUCGACCAACGCGUUGACCUCGCCACCCGGGGCGCCGAACUCCAAGCCAUCGUCAACAAAUAUACCUCCGAUUUCCCCGCGCAUAGUCCGGCUUCAGGCUUCUCUGCACCUCCGGGUGAAGUUUACUUCAUCACUGGGACUACGGGUGGUUUGGGGUCAAAUACUUUGGCACAGCUGUUGGAGAAAGAAAGCGUGGUGAAGGUUUAUGCGUUCAAUAGGCCUUCCAGAGGAGCGAGUUCGUUGGAAAGGCAGAGGGAGGCGUUUGUGAAGAGGGGUUUGGAUGUGAAGCUUUUGGAGUCGGGGAAGGUGGUGUUCGUGGAGGGUGAGUUGAGCGAGCCGAUGUUUGGCACAAGUGAGGAGUCGUACGAGGAGAUGAAGACUUCGGUGACGCACAUUGUGCAUAGUGCGUGGCGCAUCAACCUGAACAUGUCGCUUAUGUCGUUUGAAAGCAAUGUGGUCGGCGUGAGGAAGUUGAUUGACUUCUCGUUGUCGUCACCACGAGCGGAGCCUCCGCGUCUCGUUUUCGUCUCCUCCAUCGCAGUCUUCAUUCACUUCGACAACAAGGGCUCUGUGGCGGAGGAGAUCCUCCAAGAUUCCAAAAUUGCCGUUGGAACAGGCUAUUCAGAAUCCAAAUGGAUCGCUGAGCGUAUCCUGGAUCAUGCUGCCGAGAAAACAGCACUCCAACCCGUCGUUGUCCGUCUCGGCCAAGUCUGCGGGGACGUCACCGGCUCGUGGAACGAGACAGAGUGGUUCCCCUCGCUCGUCAAGUCUGCUCUCUCCGUGAAAUGCUUGCCUGACCUCGAAGGCACUGUUGCAUGGAUCACAGCAGACAACGCCGCCUCCGCGCUCAUCGAGAUGGGUGAAUCAUCUUUCCAAACCCUUCACAUUGUCCACCCCCGUGGCGUGCCCUACACCUCCCUCAUCACACCGAUCGCCAAACAAUUCGAAGUUCCACUCGUCUCCUACCACGAUUGGGUCCAAGCCCUUGAGAACGAUCUUGUAGACACCUCUAUCUCUGAGGUCGAACACCUGGAACGCAAUCCUGCACUGCGUCUGCUUGAUUUCUUCCGUGCGGCGAGGGUCGGACCGGAGUGGGAGCCUGUGGCGGUGGCGAGGUUGAGUACGGAGAAGGCGGUUCAGGUUUCAGAGACCUUGAGGGAGAAAGCACCGCAGCUUGGCGAGGCGAAUGUGAAGAAAUGGCUGAGGGCUUGGAGGGCGAUUGGGUUCUUACCCUGA